ACCCUAACCCCAACUCCAUCCUGGACCUCGAACCCCAACUCCACCUCAGACCUGAACCCCAACUCCAUCCUGGACCCCGAACCCCAACUCCAUCCUGGACCCCGAACCCCAGCUCCAUCCUGGACCCCAACCCCAGCUCCACCUCAGACCCCGAACCCCAACUCCAUCCUGGACCCCGAACCCCAACUCCAUCCUGGACCCCGAACCCCAACUCCAUCCUGGACCCCGAACCUCAGCUCCAUCCUGGACCCCGGACCCCAGCUCCACCUCAGACCCCGAACCCCAGCUCCAUCCUGGACCCCGGACCCCAACUCCAUCCUGGACCCCGAACCCCAGCUCCAUCCUGGACCCCGGACCCCAGCUCCAUCCUGGACCCUGGACCCCAACUCCAUCCUGGACCCCGAACCCCAGCUCCACCUCAGACCCCGAACCCCAGCUCCAUCCUGGACCCCGGACCCCAACUCCAUCCUGGACCCCGAACCCCAACUCCAUCCUGGACCCCGAACCCCAACUCCAUCCUGGACCCCAACCACAGCUCCACCUCAGACCCCGAACCCCAACUCCAUCCUGGACCCCGAACCCCAACUCCAUCCUGGACCCCGAACCCCAACUCCAUCCUGGACCCCCAACCACAGCUCCACCUCAGACCCCGAACCCCAACUCCAUCCUGGACCCCGAACCCCAACUCCAUCCUGGACCCCGAACCCCAACUCCACCUCAGACCCCGAACCCCAGCUCCCUCCCCCGCCCCCCUCCACCCCCGGCCCCGGCCCGCGCCGUGCACUUACCCCGGCGCCCCCGGGCCGCGGCCCCGCGCUCCCCGCGCUCCCCGCGCUCCCCGCGCUCCCCGCCUCCAGCCUCGGCCUCUU
Molecule: messenger RNA, 869 nt
Organism: Dipodomys ordii (Ord's kangaroo rat)
Lineage: Eukaryota; Metazoa; Chordata; Mammalia; Rodentia; Heteromyidae
Product: extensin-like
Exons: 1
Source: RefSeq, a predicted model, not a curated record